GUUUGCACUCUCAUAGGAACAAUCACACAUGAGGAGGGUUUCAGUAGUUCGUCAACCCUCUUCAUCAACCUGCAAUCGUUUUCUUCAGAGCACUUUCGAAAAAAGGUGCACGAUUUGCACCCUUUCUAAAGGGUCCAUUUCACAUCAUUUACACAUUAAAGGAACUUUUAAAAAAAAAAUUUCAUCAAGAUGAAUGAAAGUGAACUGGGAACGUCUACUAGUGAAGAUUACACAAAUACUUCAUCUUACAGUUACGAUGAGACUGACUAUAAAGAUGACAGCUGUAACAAGACAAAUGUGGUCCAGUUUGGAGCUGCUGUCACUCCAAUCGUUUUCACCAUAGUCAUUGUGUUCAGCUGUGUGGGGAACACAUUGGUCAUAUGGGUCCUUAUGAAAUACGAAAAUCUCAAAUCCCUGACCAACACAUUCUUGUUAAACCUGGCUCUCUCCGAUCUGAUCUUCACCUUUGGCCUGCCCUUUUGGGCCUACUACUACAUGUACGGCUGGACCUUUGGAGAUCCCGCUUGCAAAACGGUUAACUUUGUGUUCUACACGGGAUAUUACAGCAGCAUCAUCUUCCUAACAGUUUUAACUGUGCACCGCUACGUGGCCGUGGUUUACCCCAUGUCAGUGGUCAUAUCAAAGAAAAGUGUACACUGUUACGUAAUAUCUGCCGUCAUCUGGAGCAUCAGUCUUUGCGCUGCCGUGCCACAAGCCAAGUUCAACACAGUCAUUGAAAAUGACGAAAAAAUACGAUAUUGUGAUUUCGACCGUCAAGUUAAUUGGAAGCUCAUGGGUACAUACUUGCAAAAUUCCUUUUUCCUUGUCGCAUUCACGAUCAUUGCUUUUUGCUACUCUCAGAUCCUAGGACGACUGCUUCGGUCCAACUCUCACACUCGCAACAAGACAGUACGGUUAAUUCUCUGCAUCGUGGUGGUUUUUUUCCUUGGGUGGGGACCGUACAAUGUGGCCAUAUUUCUGGACUCUCUGAUCUCAUGGGGAAUUUCUCCUUUCAAUGAAUGCAAUGUCAGUAUUACUGUAGACUACUUGAUGUACAUCUCCCGGAUGGUGGCAUUCUCCCAUUGCUGCCUGAAUCCCGUGUUUUACGUCUUUGUAGGGAUCAAAUUUAGAAACCACUUGAAGAAAAUGUUAUGGACUGUCUGUAAGAAAGGUAGAGAGCCUCAGAAUCGACACAGCAGGCUUAUUUACUCGAAUGGUGAAGAAAUAUCCAUGUAUUAGAUCCCCAUGCUUGAAACAAUCAACGAUAGCUUUAAAAUAAUGUGUAAAAAUACAUCUCUGCAACACAAAUAAUGUAAAGAACUUUAGAAAUGCUCCAGCUGAUUAUAUUGAAAUUGCAUGUUUUAAAAAGUAUUUAAAAUCAAUUUCAAGCAUGCUUUUUUAAAGGAACAUAUAGGAAUGGCUUUUAAUUGCAUUAUUGUAUAGACAACAUGCUAUGUAAUUUGCAUUUGCAUUAUAUGGUACAUUUGCUUUGUUUUAUACAUUUCUGCAAUGAUUUUCAAUUGUGAACUUUGAUAUAUGUAAUAACUUUAUCUCUCCAUACUGUAUUUGCAAUAUUCAUCAUAUACAUUUGUAAUAUUUGAACAAUGUAAUAACAAAGUAAUAACUUGUAAUAAGGUGAACAAUGCUUUUUGAAAAUAUGUGCAUGAUCUAUGUCACUGCAAAAUAUGUCAAGGCUUGUUUUUGUCACAUUUGUCAGCCACAAACAAUAAAAAGACU
Messenger RNA from Xyrauchen texanus (razorback sucker), 1737 nucleotides. RefSeq names its product chemokine XC receptor 1-like. NCBI's taxonomy places the organism in Eukaryota, Metazoa, Chordata, Actinopteri, Cypriniformes, Catostomidae. The record is from RefSeq and is a predicted model, not a curated record. Gene Ontology annotation, molecular function: chemokine receptor activity. Gene Ontology annotation, cellular component: membrane. Gene Ontology annotation, biological process: chemotaxis; G protein-coupled receptor signaling pathway; immune response.